GGAAGAACUGGAGGCGGAGGCGGAGAGGGAGGGAAAGCUGUGAGAGGGGAGUAGGUCCAAUAGACGCGAAUGCCUGUACUGUACAUAAUAGGCCAUAGGCGCAAUGUCUAGCGGUUUAGAAGUCAUCUAUCACCCAUUAUAUCCCUGGACUCCUUUGUGGGCUGUUACAGUAUGGACACACCCCGCAUGAAUAAAACCCAGCACAGUGAUCGAAAAAACUCCGACCGGAACAAUCCCCCACUAGUAAUUACAUAAUCCCAGGCAUCCCACUCUUAACGUGUGAGUUAGUCUCAGCGCGUCAACCUCAACCGAACCACUUUAACUCGACCCAACGCGUUCCUCCCUCUCAACAACUCUACCACCAACCAACCCGACGCAACCGAACCCCCGAAAAAAAUAAAAAAAGGAGAAAAUGUCCGAACAAACACCCCGCAUAAACGCCCCCCUCCUCCAGCAAUUCAUCGGAAGAACCAUCCGCCUCGUGGGUAAAGUCACGGACAUUCAUGGCGACAAGGCAACGUUGGACUCUAGCGGGGUCAUCGUCGCACUUACAGACCGGGUACUCCCCCCCCUCCGUGCUACCUUGCUGGCAACCGGAGUGCACGGAUCAGAGGGCUAACGAAAAGGGAUCAUCAGGAUUCAAAUUUGAAGCUAGGGAAUACGAUGGAGGUCGUGGCGAAGGUGAAUCCGGACCUCUCGAUCAAGGUGCUCACGUCGACGGAUUUUGGGAAUAAUCUUGGUAGGUGUUUUUCCCUUCCCCCCCUGGGGUUGUGUGAGUGGAGGAGGAAGGGGCUGAUGUGGGGAGGGUGGGGGUAGAUAUGAAGGUUUAUGAGGAGUUGGUUGGGAUAUGUCAGCAGUAUAAGGAGAUUUUUUAUGAUAGUUAGAGGGUGGGGUGUCCUCUUUCUUUUUUCUUCUUCACUAUAACCUUUUUGGUACGGGGUUAUUUCUUGUUUGCGGAGACUGGUGGAUUGGGUGGCGGGAUGGAGCUCGGUGACUGAUGGUGGUCACUCGCUGCUUGGCCGUUCGGAUGCGUGGGCGUUAUUGCAGAGAAAAAUAUACACAUAAACUUUGGUUUAAUAACGGGUUUUUUCGC
This is a messenger RNA of Tuber aestivum (summer truffle), 1093 nucleotides long. Lineage: Eukaryota; Fungi; Ascomycota; Pezizomycetes; Pezizales; Tuberaceae. The record is from the annotation of a GenBank genome assembly.